GAUUUUUUUAAAGCAAACAAGAAUGGAGAAAAGUCGAAUCGAUGAGGAGUAUCUGAAGGAAAUAGAGAAGGCAAGACGUGAACUUCGGGCUCUCAUCUACAAGGAAAAAUGCGCCCCUCACAUGCUUCGCUUAGCAUGGCAAGAUGCUUGUAGCUACGAUCCUGAGAGCAAAAUAAGAGGAGGCCCUAACGGUUGCAUAAGGAGUGAACAAGUGUUGAAACGCCAAGAAAACAAGGGCUUGGACAAAGCACUUCAAUUAUGUGAGCAAGUCAAGGCCAAACUUAAAAAAGUUUCAUACGCCGACCUUUACCAGCUAGCUGGUGUCGUUGCAGUAGAGGUCACUGGGGGUCCAUCUAUUCGAUUUGUACCUGGCAGAGAGGAUUCAGACGAGCCUCCACAAGAAGGACGCAUUCCAAAUCCCCACGAAAGAGGUGUAUCACAUUUAAGGGAUAUUUUUACUACUCGGAUGGGUCUAACUGAUCAAGACAUUGUAGCUCUAUUUGGGGGCCAAGUUUUGGUAAGAACCAUAUAUCCAAUUAAUAAUAAGGGAGAGACAUCUGAAAAUCAGUCUAGCAUAAAAGGAAAAACAGAUGAGGCAACCGAAGAUCACUCUAGAAAAAUAGGAAAAACGAGUGAGACUUCUGAAAAUCAUUCUAGCAAAACAGAAAAAUUGAGUGAGACAUCCAAAGAUGACUUUGGCAAAAUAGAAAAAUCAAGUGAGGCAUCUAAAGAUCACAAUGACAAAAAAGGAAUAUGGACAUCGAAUCCAUUGAAGUUCGAUAACUCCUAUUUUGUGGAAUUAUUGAAAAAUGAUAAAUUUACACUUAACAUGGACAAAGCUCUGGUGGAAGAUAGAAAGUUUCGAAAGUAUGUUGAAAAGUAUGCAAAGGAUAAGGAUGCUUUUCUCAAAGAUUACGAAGUUGCACAUAAGAAACUCUCUGAGCUAGGCUUCUCGAGUCCUUUCAUGUUUCCUAAGGUGCCACCUGAGAAGCUCGAGCAAAUUAAGCCAAAGGCCAAGCGAGUUCUUGGAAUCCUUAUGGUCUCAGUUGCAAUAUUAGGUUAUUUACGAAAGAGAAAAAGUAACCAACUUAAGACAUAAUUAAUUAUCAACACAAUAAUGUUCAAGUCUCCCCUCUGUCUCUUUUGUUUUAUUUUGAAAAAGAGAUUAUAUAUAAUUAGUUCAGAUUUCUUAUAACACUUCUCGAAUAUAAUGUG
Molecule: messenger RNA, 1215 nt
Organism: Cajanus cajan (pigeon pea)
Lineage: Eukaryota; Viridiplantae; Streptophyta; Magnoliopsida; Fabales; Fabaceae
Product: L-ascorbate peroxidase 5, peroxisomal
Biological process (GO): hydrogen peroxide catabolic process; cellular response to oxidative stress; response to reactive oxygen species
Cellular component (GO): chloroplast
Molecular function (GO): heme binding; peroxidase activity
Source: RefSeq, a predicted model, not a curated record